Messenger RNA from Pyricularia oryzae 70-15, 2202 nucleotides. RefSeq lists its product as uncharacterized. NCBI's taxonomy places the organism in Eukaryota, Fungi, Ascomycota, Sordariomycetes, Magnaporthales, Pyriculariaceae. The coding region runs from base 474 to 2102 and encodes 542 amino acids. The transcript has 3 exons. The record is from RefSeq and is a predicted model, not a curated record.
CCGACAUUCCUAAGGAUCUUUUUGCUUCCCUGUACAACCAACAACAACAUCUUAGGUUUCAUGGCACAUGUGUCUACACACACCUACAAAGUGAAACUUGUUAUCAUGGCUUCGACUGGAUGGCGCCAUCUUUCGCCGCCAUGCAAAAGUCCUCUACGUCUCCAACUCUGCACGGGGCUUGUGCCCACUCCAAGUCUCCAAGCAUGGCAAGGCUGUGGCAUUGGCGACUUGGCGGCAAAGCUCUUGUGCUACCGAGACCAACAACCCCCUGCUAGCGCCGUAUUUCACAUCUCGCCAAAAUCACCAACCAGUCUCGUCAAUUAGCCGCCCAUGGUUGCUCGGUUUUUAUUUCCCUGGCCAUUCCCCUUCAGUCCCCACGCGACUGUGAGGGUCGUGGGCUCUCCGCCGAGCAACAGCGCGAGCACGUUGUUAAAUGGGAUUUGGUACCUCAACACGUCAACAAAGCUCUAAUCAUGGCGCAACCAUACACGUCAUCUCGCCCUCACCAAGCAAACAUGUCAUCCCGCCCUCACGCGGAGGCCUUUCCAGUGGCGUACAGCACCCUUCCCGAGGUUGCUGGCAACGAUGCGCCCCAGGUCUAUCCAAGCGAAGCGCCUCAGGUUUACACGAACGAUGCGCCCCAAGUUUACACGAACGAUGCACCCCAAGUUUACACGAACGAUGCGCCCGAGACGGUUCCCCAAAACACCAAGAAGGACUAUUCUAUAACCUAUUAUCAGCAAAACGGCACCACGAGUCCAUACCCGCCGCCUUCGGAUACAGAGCCGGCACCAAGCCACAUAUUCCCGGCGGAGGAGAACAAGAAAAAGAAGAGCAGCGUGGUGAUCAAGAGGAGGACAUGCAUCAUCCUUGGUAUAAUCCUGGCCAUUCUGGUUAUCGGUGCUAUCGUUGGUGGCGUCGUGGGAGGUAUGAUGGUUUCGCGCAAAAACGAGACAACCCCAGGCGGGACGGGUGCGGUUGGCGAAAACAACGGCGGCCCCAACGGGGCAAGCACCGGUAAUGGGACGAAUACCAACAAUGGGACAAACACCGGCAUCGCUGUACCGCCGCCCAAAAACCCAAACGCAAUCGUUAUGGAAAAGUCGGGCAUUAGUGCGGUAAGUUAUACGGUCGAUGGUACCGAUUACAAGAUGCUGUUUUGGCAACCUCAAAAAACCCCCGGCGACAUAAAAUAUUCAGCCUGGGAUUCCAAAAGCCAAAAUUGGGAGGUUGUCGACCUUGGCAGCAGAUUGAAAGGAUCUGCCAGGAUUGAAGCCACGCCAGGAACAGCUAUUGCAACUGCCGUACGAUCCGGUAAUACCGGCGACGGUGGUUUUACUUUAUCGGUGGUGUACAACGGAGCGUCCGGCUCCGUGCACGAGUUGACAACGUCAAACGUCAAGGGCGACAGCUGGGAAAAAAUAACGUACGCGAUCCAAUCCGGUCCUCGCGCCCAGCUCGCCGCUCGGUGGGACGUCUGUCCAAGCAAGUGCACCAACACGUUGCUCGUGGCGUACGAAAACGUGAACAAGCAGAUUCGGAUCCACUAUCCACGGGUGACGGAGCUCAAUGGCCAACGAUACCGUGACAUGGCCGACAGCAUCACGCCGGGCUGCGGCAUCGCUUUGACGGCACUUACAUUCGACAACAAGACCAACGAGGCCUCGAGCACCAAAGUCUACUACCAAGGCGCCACGGGUCUUUUCACAGAGGUUACUCGCAUAGCGGACCUGACGUGGUGGACUCCUAAGCCCGAGAUCUUUCGCACGGCCAUGCCUUUUGACAAUCCACCGCAGAUAUACGCGACCUCGUUCGAGAAACCCGACAUGGGGCUUCUCUUCCUGGCCGUUCUGCAUAGGUACCCGUCCAAUGGUCGUCUCACCCUGACACAUUGGGAUGACAAACGGUGGACUUUUACAGAUCCAAGGUCUACAAAAGCGAUCCCAGGUGUCAGUCUAGAUUCUGGCACGGCGGCCGUUUCUUUGUCGAUGGACAUGAAAGUAUACGUUGUGCCCGAUAACUGCGAAUCGAUACAUAUUUUUGAUAUUGAUAAGGACGAUCCGGGGACAUGGACCCAUGCAGGCGAAGUUACUAUAAAAUAGGGUGCAGAUCUGAUGGAUGUUUUGACUAUUUUUCGAUUUGUAUGUAUUCAUUUAAUAUAUAUAAUAUUCAACUUAACGGGUCGUCAAAGCCGAAGCGGAC